UCAUUGUGUCUGCAUGUGAGUUUGUAUGAAUGAGCGAGUGUCAGAGAGAGAAAGGCAACUGUCUGAGACCACGAAUGUUGUUUAUGUGUUUGUGAGAGAGUGAGAUAGACGGAAAUAGUGACAGAGGGAGUGGAGACAGUGAAGGAAGGAGAGCGGUGGCUCUAUUUGUCUCCUUUGUUUUGUAAUGACACUGUGCUGUGCAGAGGAAAGGAAACACAGAUCGGCUGUCAGUCCCAGCGCACAUUACAGAGGGAACGGCUAAACAAUUCACUGGAAACACACACACAUGCACGUUUGCACCUGUUGAGCUCAAUCCACUUCACGAACAGCAGUCAUGUUCGUCUCCACAGCUGUGUGAGAGUGUGCCCGCAUCUAUUAGGGGUCUUCACUUCUUCUAAGGAGAGAGAUGUCAUCGCUGUAUUCACGCAACAAGGACCUGUCCUCUCGCUCCAGAAAGUCCCUGUCGGACUCUCCACCCUCAUCCCCGUCACCCAGCACUAAAACCUUCAGACAAGACCGGGCGUCAAGCAGGUCAGACUCAAGUGGUGUGGAGGCCUUGUCAGAUAGACUGACACCUCGGACCAGCACCUACACACGACGAGAGAACAGACUCGCCUCUUUAAACAAAACGGAGGAUGACUCUGCCAGCAAGGACUACAAGAAGCUGUAUGAGGAUGCACUGGCCGAGAAUGAGAAGCUAAAGUCUCGACUGGAGGACAGCAAGCAGGAACUUUCCAAAAUCCGCUCACAGCUUGACAGAGUAACACAAAAGCAGGACAGAAUAUCAGAGAGGUCCACUGUAUUUGAAUCAGAGAAAAGGGAAAAGGCAGCAUUGGAGAAGCGAGUUUCAGACAUGGAGGAAGAAUUAAAGACACCCCCAGUGAGGUUUCGCUACCAGCCCUGAUUUGAUCUUUAGCUGGAGAAGUUGAAGGGGGAUAGAUGGUUUUGACAGAACUCAAGUCUGAUAACCAGCGACUGAAAGAUGAGAAUGGAGCCUUAAUUAGAGUCAUCAGCAAACUCUCCAAGUGAGGAAGUACAUGAAGCAAAGAAAAAACACUUGGGUUAACACUGAACAGAGAGAGACCAAAUGGGAGAAACCUCAGAACUUCAAGUUUCACAAUGUUCCUCUAUAUAUACCAACCUGACCAGUAUCAUACUUGAUAAUGGGUUUUUGUUAGUUCUCUUGCGUAUCAUUUCUAAGGUUAAGAUGUCUUCACAAAACCAGAGAUUUACCCUGCUGGAAAAUCCAGCUAAAACCUGCUUAAAGUGGUACCUGGGUUUACAUGGUUUUCGACUUGUUAAAGCUGGUCUUCUUAGGUGAUUGACCAGUUGAGUUGGGGCUGAACUGGUAGACCAUCUUCAUCAAGUUGGUGAGAGCUGAUAGACCAUAGAUAGAUAGAUCUUAGGUGAAGCUAGUGGAGAGCUGGUUGAGCCGGUUAACUAUGUUUCAAAACACAGCUUGAACUGGUUGACCAGCAUAACCACCUGUUGGUAUGACCUGUUUUUUUUUUUCCAGCAGGGUACUUCAAUACAAGUGUCACUGCAGCCACAGUGUUGGUUUCAAGGAAGUGCCACAACUAUGUCAAAUAAAUUAAACAUGUUUUUCCAUAUUAGUCCUUUCAAAACUCUGAAUGUUUCACCAUAGUAGGAAGCUUUCUAAACCAUGUUGAAAAGACCAGCAUAGAAUGUUUAUGCUGGUAUUGGCUCAUUUAAGCAGGUUUUGGUGCCAGUCUAUCCGGUGGACCAGCUUAGUCAUGCUGUUCACUAGCAAAACUUAGCUUGGACUGACUGGUGAAGCUGGUUUACCAAGGAAGUCUUGCUGGUUUUGCUACUUCAGAAGCCUGUUGGGGACACACCAGCAUCCAAAACACCACAUAACUGUAUGCUGGGGAUCAACUGUGCCGGUCUUUUCAGAAGGCAAGAGCUAAACAAACUGCCAUUCUUUUAUAUAGUAUAUGAUUACACACAAUCCAACCCAAUUGUCCUAAAGCAGUCAGGUGUCCUAAAUUGGUCCACUUUUCAGAAUCUCUGCCAAUUCAUUGUUAAAUGGAAUUUUCCCACUGAGAAAUGAUGUCACUCUUCUUAUAAUCUACUUUCUGUGCAUGUCAACCCAUUUUUCCAAUACUUUUUUGUUCUCUCUACUUUUUUAAUAAUAGUGUUUACUACAUGUAAUGAGGUUGAAGAAUUGUUAUAUAGCACCUUUGUUGAAUGUGUUUUAUAUUUAUUUAUGCUUUUUGGAUAUUAUUUCAGAGUGUAUAUGAACAAAACAAAAACACAUCACUAGUAUUGUUUUUAUUUUUAUUUUUUUUAUCUCAAACACCGUCAUUUUUAACCUGUAAUCUUGAACCAAUGCUCACAGCACUUUGUUUAUGAUUGUGUUAACUGUUUGCCUAUUAUGAUUAUUAAUUAAAGAAACAACACACCGCAAAAUGCUAAGAAAAUAUUGUCACAUGACUUAUGUGUGGUG
This is a messenger RNA of Myxocyprinus asiaticus (Chinese sucker), 2467 nucleotides long. Its product is annotated as protein phosphatase 1 regulatory subunit 12B-like. Gene Ontology annotation, cellular component: cytoplasm. NCBI's taxonomy places the organism in Eukaryota, Metazoa, Chordata, Actinopteri, Cypriniformes, Catostomidae. Bases 407 to 904 code for a protein of 165 amino acids. Gene Ontology annotation, molecular function: enzyme inhibitor activity; protein kinase binding; phosphatase regulator activity. The record is from RefSeq and is a predicted model, not a curated record. The transcript is spliced from 8 exons.